GUUGUGGUAAAAUUUGUCUGACAUUUAAGCAAAAAAAUCAGAUGUGGACGAGUCAACAUUCAAUGGAACUUCAACAAUUUCAAUGCCAUAAAUUUUUACCAUUAUGAAUACUCAAAAUAUAUUUACUAUCCAAUUGGAGCAAGAGGACACAUCAGAGAAGCCUGUGCCGCCGAAUGAGUGGGAAAUAUUACGAGAAAAUACCUGCAGUACCAUUUCUCAGCUGAAGAAAAUUAAAUUGUCGGUGUACAAGGAGAAGCUAAAUCUAUACAGCGAGAAAUGUAAAAUCAAAGAUGAUGUCAUCCUGGCUCUUCAAACAUGCUUGGAAACCUAUAAAAACACAAAUGAGAAUAAUAAUGAACUGAUAUCAUUCCUGAAGACGAAACUCGCUGAAAGACAUUCCAAAAUGGUCGCACUGAAGAAAGCGCAUGAUAGUCAAAACGCUGGCUACGAGUCUACGAUUUGCGAGAAAAAUGAAAUGAUCAAUACACAAGAUGGCAUUAUUAAGGUAAAGGAGAAACAAAUCGAGGAGUUGACGAACAAAAUUAAGCAGCAAUACGAAUUAGCUAUUAAGUCUGAUGAACUGAUUUCCUCGCUAAGAGCCACUAUUGAGGAUAGUGAAGCAAAAGUCAAGGAGAGAGAUCAGAAAAUAACACAACUCGAAACUGAGUUAGCAACCAAGGCGGAAAGAAUACGGACAACUCAAAAUCUGCUGAAGUUUGAUGCCGCACUGAUGCUCUGUAAGCAAAAUGAUCGUUUGGUUAGCGGUACGAUCAAGGAACUGCAGGAGAUUCUAUCGGGAGAGAACAGAUCCGAAAUCAAAGUCGUCUCCCUGCCCCGCAUUGGUCCAAUUAAGGUGGCCGUCGAAAAUGUCGCAACUGGCCCCUGCUGGAUGAUCAUUCAGCGUCGUGGUUAUAAGAUGGUGGACUUCAAUCAAGGCUGGUUCUCCUUUGUGGAAGGCUUCGGCAACUUGGACGAAGAUUAUUGGAUUGGGCUGGACAAGAUACAUGCAAUGACCAAGAGUCACAUGCACGAACUGUACAUCCACUUAGUGUUCGCUAAUAAUGAGACUCGAUACGCCUAUUAUGAUAACUUUGCCAUCUCGGGCAAAAGUGACGACUACAAGCUGAGAUCCCUCGGCAACUACGUGGGCAAUGCAGGAGAUGGACUACGCACACACGAACACCAUAUAUUCAGAACAAUCAGGUAUGAUACCAAGACCACCGUGGAGUACAACCGCUGGUGGCAACAUGAGUACCCCAAUUGCAAUCUGAAUGGAACCUUCAGUGAGAAAACUGAGUUCGGUGUUUGGUGGUGUCGAUGCAAUGGCACAUAUAAAUUUGUGGAAUCCGUACAAAUGUUAAUCAGGCGAAAGCAAGUGUAAUUUUAAAAGUCAAUAAAAUCGUUUUUGUUCUAUUUUUACCAUUA
Messenger RNA from Drosophila navojoa, 1425 nucleotides. Its product is annotated as tenascin-R. The record is from RefSeq and is a predicted model, not a curated record. Lineage: Eukaryota; Metazoa; Arthropoda; Insecta; Diptera; Drosophilidae.